This is a messenger RNA of Melospiza melodia melodia, 1916 nucleotides long. RefSeq names its product cilia- and flagella-associated protein 45-like. The record is from RefSeq and is a predicted model, not a curated record. Lineage: Eukaryota; Metazoa; Chordata; Aves; Passeriformes; Passerellidae. The transcript is spliced from 11 exons. The coding region runs from base 16 to 1785 and encodes 589 amino acids.
UGUUGGGGCGUUGCCAUGGCAACAGUCCGUCCCGACACAUCGCGACAGUGGCUUUGGACACGCUGUCACCCUCGGUUCAGACACAUCCCAGCCGUCGGUUCCACCACAUUGUGGCUCCAGGACAACAGGAAAAAUACCACCGACAGCCCCGGCAGUGGCAGCGGGAUGGCAGCCGUGACUGCCGGCACAGGAUCCCGGUCCCUCCGCGCCCGGGGCUCGUCCCGGAGGUCCCUCCUCGCCCGCCGUCUCCAGCUUUCACCGCCGGGAUUUCAGUCCGUGACGGGCUCCAGCGACCCUGUGGUGAUCUCUAAGGAUGUGCCAAAACAUCCUCGAGAGCUGCUCUCCUUCAAGCCCAAGCUCAAGACCAUCCAAGUGAUCACCAAGGACCUGAUCCGGGAGCUCAUCAUUCCCCAGGAGAAGCCCCAACCGUGUCUCAUCAUUGGGGAAAAGGAAUAUGAGAAACUUAAGGAAUCAGCUCGAGCCCUGACUGAGGUGGAGCGUUGGGACAAGCUGAAGACCCUGAGAGCCAGACAGGACGCUGCUUUUGAAGCCCUAAAAAAGGCCCAGAUCGAGGAGCAGAGAAAGGCAGAGCUGGAGGACAAGAGGAACCGCUGGAGAGACGUGGAUGAGGAGCUGCAGCAGGAGGAGCAGAAGCUGCUGCAGCGAGCGAUGAGGAUGAGGCUGGAGGAGGAGGAAGAUGUGCGGGAACUGAACGCGCUGUUCCUCAAUGCCAAGUGCAACAUGAUCCGGGACAAGCAAGUCCUGGAGAAGCAGAUGAUCCUCAAGGAACUGGCAGAGGAAGAGAAGCGCCUGGACAAGAUGAUGGAAAUGGAGCGGGAGAAGGGCAUGGAGGUCCAGGAGGAGCUGGAGCGCCAGAGGAAGCAGGAGCUGAUGAGAGCCCGGCAGGACAUUGUGAAACAGAUGGAGCAGAAUGCAGAGGAGCGGGCAUUGAGGGCUGAGGAGCUGUACCAGGAGGGCCAGAGGCAGCUGGAGCGACUGGAGCAGAUGAAAAGAGAGGAUCAGAAGGCCUGGGAGCAGAAACAGGAGCGACAAAAGCAAAUCCAUGCUGAUAUUAAACGUUUCAACAUGGAGAGCCAGAGGCUGAAGGAUCAACAGCGGGAGCAGGAGAGGUUGGAGGAUGAGCAGGUGCUGGAGCAGCAGCGGCAGAAGGCUGAGCGUGAGGCCGCCUUGGAGGCAGAGCAGCACCAACUGCGUCUGGAGAAGGAGAAGGAGCUGGCCCGGCUCAGGGCCACACAGGAGCGGGCCCAGGCCUGGCAGGCAGAGCAGGAUGCUCUGAGAGCCAAGAGGAACCAAGAGGUGGCAGACCGGGAAUGGCGGCGGCGGGAGCUGGAGAAGGCACGGAAGAAGGCCGAGCUGGAGCAGCAGCUGAAGCAGGACCGGCUGGAGCAGGUGGCCCAGAAGGAGCAGUACCUGGCCAUGCAGGUGCAGCAGGACCACCGGGAAUUCCAGAGGAUGCUCAGGGCCCAUCAGGAGCAGCUGGAGCGGGAGCAGCUGGAGCAGGAGCAGAGGGAGCUCCGGCAGCGCGCCCAUGCCGAAGAUCUCCGGCGGCAGAUGCAGGAGCUGCAGCAGCAGCGGCAGCGGGAGCGGGCGGCCGGCAUUGAGGAGGGCCGGCGGCUGCAGCAGGAGAUCCGGCAGCGCAGCCAGCGCCUCGCUCAUUUCAGACAGCAGAAGCUGCAGGAGUUCAGAGCCACCGGAAUUCCUGACAAAUAUUUUGCCCAGGUGGAGCGCAGGGCGCGGAGCCGAGCCAGCAGAGCCCCCUCCUAGGCCCAGCCCCAGCAGGAACUCAUUGGAGGCUUUGCCAGGAAAUCAUUCCUUGUGUGACCCUUUGGACUCUGAACCUUGUUGCUGUUGGUUUUGUUCUCUGGUUGCUGUUUCAGGAAAUUGUUCUUCUCUCA